Molecule: messenger RNA, 429 nt
Organism: Prorocentrum cordatum
Lineage: Eukaryota; Dinophyceae; Prorocentrales; Prorocentraceae
Source: the annotation of a GenBank genome assembly
AUGUGGCUCGAGAACUACUGGGGGCACUGGCUCGAGGGGACCCCCGUGCAGGACGGCGAGGUCUCCACCGGCGACGACGCCAUGACUUCGGUGCCCGCGUCGAUGUACUGGUGCAGUAUCUUCCUGACGGGGGAGUGGGCCAACGUGGACUUCACCUUUGCCGCCUCCCGCCUGUGCAUCCUCUACGUGAUAUUCGGCAUCGCCAUGUUCUCGAUCCCGGUGGGCAUCAUCGUGGAGGCCGUGCAGAGCACCAUAGAGUUGAUAGCGCAGGAGGAGGCGGACGUGCAAACCUGGGAGGCUCCGCCGGCCGACUCCGACGAGGGCAAGGGGAGGAGCAUCAGGAAGACCGUCCAGAGCGCCGCCCUGCUCAAAGAGCGGGGCAGCAGGGGCAGCGCGGAGCUGGAGAUGGUGACGGUCUCCCGCGGCUGA